AUGUGGACAGUCCUUGUGCUCAUCUUUCUGUCCUCAUCCUUUUCCAAAAGCCAAGUGGUAUCAGAGUCUCCAGAGCGCUUGGUCCCCAACAAGACGUGGAGCCAACCGCCCAGGACCAGGGCAUCCAGGGAAGCAAACUCAAGGGGUGAAAAUAAAACGAUCGAGACAGGAACCAGGCUGGAAUCUCUCACCACCUUACCCAGCGGGAUACCGGCAGCUGGCACCAGGCCAACAGAAGCCACAACAGAGACAACCUACAGGACAGAGGCGGGUGUAACAUCAGCCACCACCAGCCGGGCAACAUCCAGAGCCUCCCCAGGGCCUGCCUCGUCCGUCCCCACAGCUGCCUCUCAAGUUGUGUCCACUGUACCCCCCAGGAGCCUGCCUCCCAGCACCCCCCGUGCACAUGUGCCCGGGACCAGCACACUGCUGGGAGCAAAGACAGUGCAGGGAACAGAGACUGUGCCAGGAUGGGGCACUGGGCUGGGGACUGUGCCGGGGACAGGGAUCAUGUCAGGAACAGAGGCCAAAACAACAGCAGCCCUGAGGACAGAGACCAUGGCCACCACGCCCCAGACAAGAAGUCCCACCAGCUCCUCUAGGCCCACAACCAGUAACCUCACAGCAGAUCUCACACCCACUGUGAGUCCCCAGACCCCGAACACAACUGCACAAGGGCCCAGCCCCCAGACGUCCACAAGCCAGCCUGUGAUCAGCACAGCGGUCCGGCCCACGGCCACCCCCUCAGAUGCAGCCCCCACCACCACCACCGUCGCCUCUGUGACCUCAGUGUCCACGGUGCCAGCAGCCACCCCCAGGGCAGAAACGGAGACGCACACUGCCAUCAGCACCCCCACAGCAGAGGCCACGUCCCCUACUACACAGCCACCCCCGACCCCAUCUAUACAGGGGGCCGCAGGGCCAGCCCUGACCCCGACCCCAUCUAUACAGGGGGCCGCAGGGCCAGCCCUGACCCCGACCCCAGGGUGGGGUGAGGCAGAGGCCUCACCACGCACUGUCGCGGCCGGGCCCACCCUCGGGAGCCCCGAAGCUACCAAGGUGCCAACCACAGCCUCGUGUCAGCGUGGCACCCAUGGCCUGGCGCUGCCCGCCGAGCCCCAGGCCCCGUCCCGGAGCUUCCUGCUGGCAGUGCUGCUCCUGGGGGUCACCCUGUUCUUCACCGUCCUGGUGGUGUUUGCCCUGCAAGCCUACGAGAGCUACAAGAAGAAGGACUACACGCAGGUGGAUUACCUGAUCAACGGGAUGUACGCGGACUCCGAGAUGUGA
Elephantulus edwardii (Cape elephant shrew) is the source of this 1287-nucleotide messenger RNA. RefSeq names its product chromosome unknown open reading frame, human C11orf24 (gene CUNH11orf24). The record is from RefSeq and is a predicted model, not a curated record. NCBI's taxonomy places the organism in Eukaryota, Metazoa, Chordata, Mammalia, Macroscelidea, Macroscelididae. The transcript is spliced from 2 exons. The coding region runs from base 1 to 1287 and encodes 428 amino acids.